AUGGCUACCCAUCAUCACCUCAAUUUCAGGUUGAGAGGGAUCCCAACGAGAUAUGAGACAAGGAUUGACGUCCGUGAACUCGUCAAAAGCGUCCUUUCCAUUGAACCUGGCGCGAGCGUUAUUAUACAUUCGCUUGUGGACAAUCCGAUCGAACCCGACAGUCAAGUCGCAACCUUGAGCUUUCAUACUCUCCCGGCCGAUUUAAGCGAUGGGUCAAAAAACGAGUGGUCAUUCAGCUUGCCGACAGAUGAUUCUUCAUGUGAGGAUGAGUUUAGCCGCAUGGACUAUCUGGUAUUUGACACACAUUUCACGGGGUUCACACCUUUACAACACACAAAAGCUGAGAACUGCCAUGUCAAUCUAAUUGCGAUAUCUGGCCUUGGUGGUCAUGCUUUCGGUUCCUUUAAAGAGAGAGGAGGACCGUUCAUGUGGCUACGGGAUGUGCUUCCAUUUGAUUUCCCUGGUGCGAGAAUCCUCAUUUACGGAUACGAUACUCAAAUCGAGCAAAGUGUUUCUUUCCAGAAUCUAGCAGACCUUGGAAAGGCCCUGGGAAUUGACUUGAGAAGUCUUCGUGUACUCGAGGAAAAUGCGGCCAUAGUUUUCAUUGGACAUAGUCUUGGGGGACUUGUUAUCAAAGAGGCUAUGACUAAUUUGCAUGAGGCAAUGAACAAGCAGAGCGCCUCAAUCUUGCAUUCUGUCUCUGGGUUCUGCUUUUUCGGCGUACCUCACCAAGGGAUGGCGAUUGAGUCAUUAGUCCCUUUGGUCAUGAACAAUCCCAACCGGAGCCUUCUCGAAUCUCUGAAUAAAAAUUCGGCACUCCUCCAAAGUCUUGAAAGGGAUUUCAGCAAUCUAUUCGUUGCCACAAAGCCUGAAAUCUUCUCAUUCUACGAAACAGAGAAAUCCCCGACUGCAAUCAAGACAGAAAAGGGCAAAUGGGAACUCUGUGGGCCACCUGAAGUUUUGGUGGAUGUCUCAUCUGCGACAUGCGGCUGCAACGAGCGAUAUCCUAUCAACCGAAAUCAUUCGGAGUUGGUCAAAUAUCACAAUCGCCAUGAUGGUUGCUACGUACGUGUCAGAAGCGUGUUAGAGCCACUGUUGGGUAAAGAGAGUCGUCUGGCAUUUGAGUCCAAGAAAGCUGAACAUAGCGAGUCUCUGAGAUCACUCUCAUUUCGUGAGCAAGAGUCAAGAUACCUUGAAAUUCACACCGCAAAUGAGACUUGCGAGUGGCUACUUCAAGAACCGCAAUAUCAGACUUGGAUGAACAAAAGUCACGGCCUGUUCUGGAUCAAAGGGAAUCCUGGAGCGGGCAAAUCUGUGCUUAUGAAGUUUGCUCUUGAUGAAAUGAAGCGCAGGCAAUCUGGUGAAGUUGUCGCAUCCUUUUUCAUCCAUGGUCGUGGAGUCCUUCUUCAAAAAACACCCGCUGGCGUCCUCCGCGCAUUAUUGAGCUCAAUACUGGAACACUUUCCUGCCGAUCUCUCUCGGGUCACCCAGCGAUUUAAAGAUUACCAAAGACAGUUUGGAUCCUAUGUAGAAGGAAGGUGGGAUUGGACACAAAAAGAACUUGAAGACUUCAUGUCUUAUACCCUGACCAAGGGUACCAUGAGUCCUGCCACAGUCAUCUUCAUCGAUGCACUCGACGAAUGUGGAGAAAACUAUGCCAGAGGCUUAUUCGCGUAUUUCAAAAACCUAAUGGAAGUCGUCGAGCGGAAAGGGGGCCAGGUGAAAAUCUGCAUUUCCUCCAGGCAUUAUCCAAUUCUUGGCCUGAACACAAUUCCAACAAUAUCUGUGGAAGAGCGAAAUGACACAGAUAUUCGAUUCGUUGUCCAGGAACUACUUCGGGAAAUCCAGCCAAGAGCAAAACGCCAAGAGGUCGAGAAACAGAUCCUUCUGAAAGCCCAAGGGGGGUUUCUAUGGGCAAUUUUGGUAACGCAGCGGGUUAUACACAACAGUAUAAUUGGUACAAAAAACAAAAAGCUUUUUGAACAGCUCACAGUUACUCCCGAGACACUUAACGAACUAUAUACCGAUAUUCUGAAAGACACCGCCGGGAAAGAGAGAUUACAAAUGAUCAAACUUUUCCAGUGGGUUCUAUUUGCCGAGCGACCUUUGUCUUCACAAGAGCUACGGGAGGCGAUCGCCACUGAUAGGGACAUGACUUGCGCGACCGUAUCUCAACUCAGAGAUCAUGACAGCUGGAUCGAAAGCUUGAAUCAAUUUGAGAUACAUAUCAAACACAUCACGAAAGGAUUGGUGGCAUUCGAAACUCGCGACCUUUGGGAACACUUUCUUCAGCAGCACGGGCCGUCCCUGCAUGCCAACCAAACUCCCACUGGGGCUGGCCACUUUGAGAUAUCGAGAUCCUGUCUCAGAUACAUUAUGUUGAGUGAAGUGCUUGAGGCAACCCAGCUCUCUCGUAGCCUCCUUUGCGCAACCUUUCCGCUGCUACCGUAUAUGAUCCGGUUCUUCUUUCACCAUAUUCGGAAGGUGGAACAGGAAGGAAUUCUCCAAACGGACUUGCUCCCACUUCUUUGGGAUGAAAAGGCAGGACCGUCAGACAAGAUUGCCAGGCUAUGGAGAACCUUAGACCCUGAAAGUGCACAUACACCGAAUGGGUGGCCAUACAUUGGUGCAACACCCCUCCAUGUCCUAGUCGCACUCGGGUCCAGGAGCGCAUUUGAAACGUUUCUGCAAGAAAACCCAGAGGUUGACGGCAGAGACUUGGAAGGAAACACACCACUACUUCUUGCCAUCAGAGAGUCCCAUCUUGACAUGGCCCUGAUGCUGGUGAACCGGUCCGUUGAUUGGAAACUUCGGUACGCCAACGGGAUUGACGAGGAUAUCAGACGGAUUGACAACACUGACAAUCGAAAAUCAUACGUGACAGGUUUCCAACUUGACGGUGCCAUAUAUUUCGUGGUGCAGGAGCUAUCCUACGAGGGCAAAGAUGAUGUUCUUGAAACAUUCCUUUCCGAAUUGCUGAUAGCGGGUGCAAACACAUGCCGAUUGAUGGCGUUCAAUGCAACAUCUAACGCCGAUACGUACUAUAAUAAUGUCAACAAUGAAGAUGAGGACGACGAUGCCAUUCUAUUGGCGUCACGAAGAGGACAAGCGUCUACAGUCUCUACUCUUCUAAUACAUGGCGUAUCGGCCACUUACCAGGGCAGUAACGGACAGACGCCCCUCGAUUUAGCUCUAGCCGGCGGGCAUCUUGAUAUAAUCAGGCUGCUUCUCGAAAAAGGCGUCGACCAAAAUGCUUUAUGCAAUAAGCACGGACAGAUACCACUUGAGUUAGCUUUAGGAAAGGGGCAAUUCGACGUCGCCAGAUUGCUUUUCGAAAUGGGCGCCGACCCGAAUGCUUUAGCUUUGGGAAAAGGGCAACUCGACGUCGCCAGACUGCUUCUCGAAAUGGGCGCCGACCUAAAUGCUAUAAGCAGUAGUAAAAAACAGACACUACUUCAGUCGGCUUUAAAUAACGGGUAUUUCGACAAAGUUGAACUGCUUCUCGAAAUGGGCGCUGAUCUGCAUGCGGUAAACAAUAAGGAUAGACAGGCACUACUUUAUUCAGCUUCUGCUGCCGGAUAUUUGGAAGCAGUCAGAUUACUUCUCGAUAAAGGUGCCGACCCAAAUGCUACACAAAGCAACAAGGACGGACGAAUACCACUUUAUGCUGCUACCACCAACAGACAUAUCAAGGUGGUCCAACUUCUUCUGGAGAAGGGCGCUAAAGUAGAUGCCUCGGGGUAUCUCGGACGGACACCACUUUAUUCUGCUUGUGCCAACGGACACAUCGAGAUAGCCAGGUCCCUUAUAGAAAAGGGUGCAAGCCUGAGAUUUCUAGACGGUUACAAACGAACAGCACUCGAACUUGUUGUUGCUAACAAUCAUUUCGAACUUGUUGCACUCCUUGUGGAAAUGGGUGCUAACCCAAAUGUUAGAAACGAUCUUGGACGGACGCUGCUCAAUCUUGCUGCGGGUGGUGGGCGCCCUGAAUUAGUUGAACGACUUCUCAGGCCUAACUACCCUCGAUCGGGGCGGAAGGACGCCGCUUGA
Pestalotiopsis fici W106-1 is the source of this 4050-nucleotide messenger RNA. RefSeq lists its product as uncharacterized. The record is from RefSeq and is a predicted model, not a curated record. The transcript has 10 exons. Bases 1 to 4050 code for a protein of 1349 amino acids. Gene Ontology annotation, molecular function: protein binding. Lineage: Eukaryota; Fungi; Ascomycota; Sordariomycetes; Amphisphaeriales; Sporocadaceae.